AUGUAUAUUUACCUCCUCUGCUUAUUGUCGAGUACUUUGGCUCUCGAUCUAAAUUAUCUAGAUCCGGUGAAGUUACAAACGAAGACAUCGCCUGACACCCAAAAGGCGGCCGCUGAAGCCAUUAUUAGGAAAUACCUCAGCAAUGUAUCAGUUUUCAUAAGUCCAGUCCUAUUUGUGAACAAUAAGGAUGUGUUCGUCUUGCGAACUGUUAACGGGCAACUGCAGAUUCGGGCCAGCACGGGCGUCGCAGCCGUAUGGGGCUUCAAUUACUACUUGAAGAAGUAUUGCAAGAGCCAGGUGGGGUGGCAAGUGAGGCAAUUAAACAUACCGGACAGCUUGCCGGAAGUGGACGAAACGGUCGUUGCGAAUGACCGCUUCAGGUACUAUCAGAAUGUCUGUACAGCAUCAUACAGCUUCACAUGGUGGAAGCCGGCAGACUGGUCCGACCACGUAGAGUGGAUGGCCAUGAACGGAAUCAAUUUAGCACUAGCACCAAUCGCCCAAGAGGCAGCUUGGGCCAGCAUUUACAAGGAAAUGGGCAUGACGGAAGACGAAAUCAACCAACACUUCACGGGGCCUUCAUUCCUUUCUUGGCUCCGAAUGGGGAACGUGCACGGAUGGGGCGGACCUCUUCUUGAAUCGUGGCAUAACGUUCAAAAGGACAAUCAGGAGCAGGUCGUUAACCAGAUGUUCAGUCUCGGCAUGAUACCAGUUUUCCCGGCGUUCAAUGGCCAUGUGCCGCGAGCUUUUAGCCGUAUAUACCCCAAUGCUACCCUAUAUCCAGUGGGUACGUGGAACAAUUUCAGCGACGAUUUUUGCUGCAACUCUUUCCUCAGCCCCGUUGAUCCAUUGUUCAAGACUAUAGGCAACAUGUUUUUAAAGAAGGUAACGCAAGGUUUAGGCACAGGUAACAUUUAUACGGCUGAUCCCUUCAACGAGAUAAAAAUCGAGCCAUGGUCGACUAUGCUGGUUGAGCAGACUGGGAUGUCUAUUUUCAAUACGUUGAGGGAGUUCGAUGAAAACGCCGUGUGGCUUGUGCAGAAUUGGAUGUUCGUGCACAAUCCUUUAUUAUGGCCCCUUAAAAGGGUAGAAACAUUCCUAACUUCCGUGCCUAACGGCAGAAUGCUGGUGCUGGAUCUGCAGUCUGAACAAUGGCCGCAAUACGAUCUCUACAAGAUGUACUACGGCCAACCGUUCAUCUGGUGCAUGCUACACAACUUUGGAGGAACUCUCGGCAUGUUCGGUAGCGUUGAUAUAAUAAACAAAGAAGUAUACGAGGCUAGAAAGAGAAUCAACACAACGAUGAUCGGCAUGGGAUUAACACCUGAGGGAAUAAACCAAAAUUACGUUGUUUACGAUUUAAUGUUAGAGUCGGCUUGGCGUGAAGCACCAGUGGCAGAUUUAAACCAAUGGGUCGCUGAUUACGCGGAGAGAAGAUACGUUUGCAACUCUACAGCCACGGCUUGGAGGUAUUUGUUUAAGAGCGUCUAUAACUUUAAUGGACUAAACAAAAUAAGAGGCAAGUACGUGGUUACUCGCCGUCCCAGUUUUAAAAUACGGCCGUGGGCGUGGUACAAGAGCAACGAUUUGUUGAAUGCUUUCAAGAAUUUUAUCACGCCCAUAAACAGAAAUUGCCAGGGUGGCUUCGAACACGACCUAGUAGACGUCGCGCGCCAAGUAUUGCAAUAUAGAGCGGACCAGCUCUACUUGAACGUGUUAAACGACCGUUUCACCAAUACCUGGACAUUCAACUCGACAAUAAACAGAUUUCUAGACAUCAUGUCCGAUAUGGAGAAAAUUUUAGCCACAAACAGCGAUUUUACCAUGUACGAUUGGAUAAACAAUGCCAAAAAUUUUGCAUACAACACGGAGUCACCGUAUUCGUACGAUUUGAACGCUAGAAAUCAAAUAACAUUGUGGGGACCGAAUGGGGAAAUAACGGAUUACGCUUGCAAACAGUGGGCUGAAAUGUUCCAUUACUAUUAUAAGCCUCGCUGGGCGACGUUCCUGCAAAUUGCACUCGAUUCAAAGUUGAGAAACGAAUCAUUCGACGAGAGAAGCGCCCAACGUGUCGUGAGAUAUUCUGUAGAGGAACCGUUUCUAAGAACCGAGAUAAGUACGCUGCCGCGGGAAAAUACGUGGAAUACUGCAUUUUAUAUAUAUGAAAAAUGGGCCUAUGUGUCGGACGUCGAUGAUCUUCCACUAAAUGUCAUAAAACGGGAUUCAGAUAUGAAGACAACAUUAGCAGAUGUCGAUGAUGAGACAGAUGGCUUAAUGGAAAACACGCCAUCGGUUGUUCUAUGGCAUUCGACAACACCUACAUAA
Leptosia nina is the source of this 2325-nucleotide messenger RNA. NCBI's taxonomy places the organism in Eukaryota, Metazoa, Arthropoda, Insecta, Lepidoptera, Pieridae. The record is from the annotation of a GenBank genome assembly.